Xiphias gladius (swordfish) is the source of this 2153-nucleotide messenger RNA. RefSeq lists its product as uncharacterized. The transcript is spliced from 8 exons. Gene Ontology annotation, cellular component: membrane. The coding region runs from base 218 to 1282 and encodes 354 amino acids. The record is from RefSeq and is a predicted model, not a curated record. NCBI's taxonomy places the organism in Eukaryota, Metazoa, Chordata, Actinopteri, Istiophoriformes, Xiphiidae.
GCCGGUCGCACGGAAGUGAUUUUGUUUCGGUGGCUGCCCACAAUAGUAUGUGAGAAAUGAGAGCUGCUACGUAUUUAAAUUGUAGGUAGCUCUCUUAAAAGCAUUUUGCAUUUAAUUAAUAAUAUUUUGUUAUUUCUUAGUAUUAUUUUGAUAUCGCUUGAACCAAACGAAGGAUAGCUAGCUAGCUCUUUAGCUAGCUUCACUAACGCAAGCAGCCAUGCCGUCCUAUUCUGAAUUGAGGAAAACCAACCACUUCUACUACUUCAUCAAAUUCACCUUAAAUAUCUACUCAAUGGUUUUCUCGCUGAUGGGUCUUUGUGUGCUGUGUGUGGGGGUGUAUGCUGAAGUGGAAAGGCAGAAGAAUCGAACCCUGGAGGGCCUUUUCCUGGCUCCCGCUGUGGUGCUCAUCCUGCUGGGCCUGGUGAUGUUCACAGUGUCGGUGGUGGGAAUGGUUGGAUCCCUCAGGGACAACAAGACCCUGCUGCACAUGUUCCUCUGUGUUCUCUGUGUGUUGCUGCUUCUCCAGGCAAUCGCGCUCACCACGGCUCUCAUCUUUGAGAAGAAGACAUCUGCCUUGUUUCAGAGCAGCAUACGAGAAGGAAUUAAACACUACUACGAUGAUCUGGACUUCAAAAACAUCUUGGACUACGUGCAACAGAAGUUUUCAUGUUGUGGCGGUGAUGAGUACAAAGACUGGGGGGUCAACCAGUACCAUUUCUGCAAUGGUACCGGUCCACUAGCCUGUGGGGUUCCAUACACCUGUUGUGUUCGCCGCAAGGUGGGAGAGGUCAUCAACACUCUCUGUGGUUACAAGACUCUGGAUCAACAGCGUGAAACCCUGCAUGAGGUGAUCCAUGUGCGAGGCUGCAUCCAUGCAGUCAACCUCUGGAUGAGUGACAACAUUGGAAUAACCAUUGCACUCUGCUGUGCCAUUGGGCUGCCACAGCUGCUGGGCAUCAUCCUGAGCUGCGUCUUCUGGAACCUGCUGGUGGACAUGAGCGAGUCGGCUGACAUGGUGGACUUCAAGCUGAAGAAGGCUGAGUUUGAGUACAGCGACCUGGACCUGGCUGGCGCCGGCUGGUGUAUGUGCCUGCCGCGGGAUGGCGGCUACCUGCCCGUCCCCGCCGCUGAGCCCGAACUCGACCCCAUUGACAUUCACCUGGAGAAGCUCAAGAAGCAGCAGCCUCGAACACACUCUCAGCUCCGAGAACUGCAGCAGUCCAGAUCGGCCACUGGGCUGGACGAAGUAGACGUUGGCCGGAAGCAGAAAAGGGAACACUGAGUGGUCUUUCUGCCCUUUCUUGCCUUUUGGGUUUUUUGCCUUUUUUCUGUCGUUGUGUUCAUUGCAUUUGUUGGAGUUGUGUUGCACUACUUAAUGGUUGAACAUGGCAGUCAAUGGAUCAAGAGAAAUUUGGUCAGCUAAAGGGAUCAGUGGUACUUUGGCACUUUGUUGAUGAAUUUGUUUACAACAAAAAAUUUUUGAAGGAACAACAUGCAACAUUGGCUUUUAUAAAAAAGUUUCAUUUGUCUUGUUUGUGACAGUUCAUAUUCAAAAAUUAAUGGCAUUAUGUCACAUUUUAUUUUUUUUAGCCUUUGAAAUUGAGCAAUGUCUCAUGUGCUAAAGCUUACCUCAGGCUGUUUUGAAAAUAGCCCAGUAGUCAGAGGACAGUACUAUUUGGUGUGUAAAUUAAUGGUAGCUUGACAAGAAGUUUUUCAGUGUCGGAGAUAUAGGAAUAGUCGAGUAUGUCUUGCGUGUAGCGUCUGUGACGGAUGUAUACAGUUUGUGUAUUAUUUGUUUUUAUUAUGUUUUCAAUUUUAAUUUUGCGCAAUCAGUGUACAUUGUAAGACUGAUAGUUGUGGAAUAACAUGGGAUGCAUGUUUUGUACUGUAUAUGAAGUUAAAAUUAAAAAAAAUGGUUUACAUAUUAGGCUCUCAUCAGGGGGACUUCAGUCUAUUCCAUUUUUAAACUAAACUUUUUAUUCCUUCCAUCUUUUAAAGAAACAACUAAAGGGAUUAUCUAGACUACAAAUUCAGUAAAAAGCUACUCUGACGGUUUUUUGUAUCUGAGUUAUGCACUCUUUUGAGCUUCCCCCAAGCUCCUGCCUUGUAUCAGCACUACUGUUCUUGUCAAUAAAGCUGAAUUUGUCUACUGA